AUGGAUGUGGAAGCCGCUGGCAGUGUUGGGCCUCCUCAGGCCGCCAGCGAGUCGCACAACUCGAGUGGGGAUCGGGACGAGUCGCUGCAGCAGGGUGGAAGCGUCAACUAUGGCGCCGCUCAGAGCCCUCGCGUGCCGCGGAGCCAAAUCAGCCGAGCCCACCCGCCCCACAACCCCGGCUUUGGGGAGCGCACCUCGGCGGUGCUGUCGGCGCUGUCGGGCGACGACGAGACGGCGCUGUCGGCGGCAGAGGCGGCAGGGGAGCACACCUCGGAGCCGCAGUACCAUGUGGCGGGCCAGCCCGCGCACAGCCUGACGGCGCCCGCGCCGCGGCGGGGCCGCGACCUGGCCGGCUCGCCGCCCGCCUCCACCUCUCCCAUCUACCGAGCCAACAGCGUGGUGUCCUACACAGCCGCCCCCGCCGCCAGGCCGGGGGCGCAGCAGCAGCAGCAGCAGCAGCAGCAGCAGCAGCGGCGCGGGGCCGAGACGCCCGCCUCGGUGGCGGCGGCGGCGCACAUGAUGGGGACCAGCCCCAACACCAGCCGGGGGGAGUUUUCGGCGGCGGUGCCGCAGCCGCGAGGGCCGCGGCGCGCCGCGGGCGCCUUCUCGGCCGGCGGUGGCGGGCUGCCCCCCACCUCUGGCCACCGCCACAGCCUGGCGCAGCAGUAUGCGGCGGCGGGGCCCAGCCGGCCCUCCCUGUCCGGCAACCAGCCCCACGCCGCCGUCUCGCUGCCCUCCACCCUGGCUGUGGCUCCCAGCCAGCAGGGCCCCGCCACCAGCGCGCGCGGCCAGCUGGCGCACGCGCCCAGCAGCCUGGCCACGGUCAGCACCGGCAACGGGGAGCGGGCUGGCGGCUCUGUGGAGAUGAGCGCGCAGCCCAGCCGGCGGCAGGGGGCGCAGCACGCCACCUCGGCCCCCGCCGCCUGCGCCGCCGCGCCGGCGCCGGGCGCCGCGCCUGCCGGCCCCAGCCCGCCGUCGCAGCCGCCCGGCCACGUGCCUGGGGCUCCCCUGCAGGCUGCGGCUGGGCAUGCUGCGCAUGCUGCGGCCAGCGCGCCUGCAGCCGUGCCGCCGCAGGGGGGGCAGCCCGGCGGCCAGGCCACGCCCCCGGCGCAGCCUGCGGUCAGUGCCUCCAUGUCUGGGCAGGGCGACACACCCGGCCAGCCGUACGGCGCCGGCGCCCUGCCGCAGAGCAGCGCGGCCGCGCCGCCACUGCUGCCCGUCGGGCACGCGGCGCCGCAGCUGGGCCGCCAGCAGCAGCAGCAGGCCGCGGGCGGCAGCAGCGCGGCGCCGCCGGCGGCGCUGCCGGCGCACGCCAGCACGUGCGAGGGGCAUGGCGGGCGGCCGCCGUUUACCGACGCCCGCUCCCGCAGCCAAGGCAAUGCUGCCGCAGGCGCGGCAGGCGCCAGUGCCGCGGCAGGCGCGACAGGCGGGGCUGCAGCGGAGGGCAUGGGCAGCCCUGCGGGCAGCACGCUGGCAGAGGCGGGCAGGGGGCGGGACAGCCAGGGCACGGCGCGGGGCACCAUCUUGGCGGGCGCCGCGCACUCCAUCCUCACCACCGCGGCCGCGGCGGCAGGGGAGGGCGAAGCGAUGGACGAAGGCGGCGAGGCGCUGAGCCCGCUGCUUGCAGCCAAGGCGCUGCUGGUGCAGGCGCCGCCGGGCGGCCGCGGCGCGCGGGGCGCCAGCCCCCGGCCGGCGCCCACCCCGCGCACCGGCAGCGUGGGCGUGCCGCUGGCGGCGCCGGCUCCGGCGCGCUCCGCCCUGGCAGCCGCCGCGCUGAGCACCCACCAGCAGCAGCCCGCCAACGGCUUUCCUAAGCAGCCGCCGCAGCCGGCGGGCAGCGCCGGCAACGGCUUCCUGUCGCCCAUCAACCUCUCCACCAUGGCGGUCGACCUGGCGCCAGCUGGCGCCGACGACGCGCCCCAGCCCUCCGCCUCCGGCCAGCCCAGCAGCCUGCCGCCGCCGGGCGCGGUGGCGGCCGCGCUGGCGGCCCUGGAGCAGCAGCAGGCGGCGCAGGACAACGGGCUGUACCUUACGCCGCCGCCUGCGGAGCUGGGGGAGCUGUAUCACGUGCUGCAGCAGCAGAACGGCUACGCCACCCACGCCAACAGCGCCAUCGGCAACGGCGGGCACAGCCAUGCGGCGCAGGGCAGCCCGGACCGCGAGUUGACCUCCCCCUCCCGCCUCCUCACACACGACUCCACCGCCGGCGGCAGCGCCAGCCGCAGCAAGCAGGCGGCCAAGCGGCGGCGCACGUCGGCGGGGCCGUCGGGCAGCACGCAGCACGCCUGA
Molecule: messenger RNA, 2289 nt
Organism: Chlorella variabilis
Lineage: Eukaryota; Viridiplantae; Chlorophyta; Trebouxiophyceae; Chlorellales; Chlorellaceae
Exons: 10
Coding region: 1-2289 (762 amino acids)
Source: RefSeq, a predicted model, not a curated record